Sclerotinia sclerotiorum 1980 UF-70 is the source of this 432-nucleotide messenger RNA. RefSeq lists its product as hypothetical. The record is from RefSeq and is a predicted model, not a curated record. NCBI's taxonomy places the organism in Eukaryota, Fungi, Ascomycota, Leotiomycetes, Helotiales, Sclerotiniaceae. The transcript is spliced from 4 exons. The coding region runs from base 1 to 432 and encodes 143 amino acids.
AUGGCGAAAUGGCUAUAUAAACUCAAGAACAACCACUUUCUGAUUAUCCCAACUCUCCAAACUCAAACUCAAACUACAUCUGAAUCAACUCAACUCUCCAAAUCUUUUGACACCUCCACUGCCAGUUCAUCAAAUCCCAAACGUACCGACCAAUCUCAAACUACUCGUCAUCAAAUCCCUACAAACAAAAUGGGCGUUAUCACAGUAGUCAACAACUCCGCAUCUGACAUUUAUGUCAGCGUCACUUACGAUGGCGACGACUUUCAAAAAGGGGGAAGCGAGCUUUGGACCCUUCUUAAAGCCAAUGGAGGAAAGGAUACCUGGGGUUACAGGAACAAUAAUCAAAUAGCCAGAGUCGUCAGAAGCCAGAAUGCUGGGGCACCAGUCGAGUCUUACCUUGCUGUGCAGGACAAAACUGUGUACAUUAAUUAA